Molecule: messenger RNA, 2125 nt
Organism: Vitrella brassicaformis
Lineage: Eukaryota; Vitrellaceae
Source: the annotation of a GenBank genome assembly
UCACUUUGUGCGUGAUCUGGUCCUGAAAGGACAGCUCUGCGUCCACUGGAUUGCUUCGAGCGAGAAUACUGCUGACAUCUUCACCAAGGGCCUCGACGAGGCGCAGCACGCUCAUCUGAGGAUGAAGCUCCUCAACAAUCCUGUGUUCGACGACGAAGGGACACCGAUGGUGCCCGACGAUCCGCACGACAAGGUGCUGAUGGUGCCUGAUCGGUCACACAGCGCAAACACAGACUCACACGCCGCUGAAUGCGCCCUGUGCUGCUUUCUGCGUUUUGGUUCCGUCUGCUGAAUGCGGAUACCUGUUUGAGAGGGGGAGGUCGCUGUAAUGCGAUGCAGAAGGACAGCACAGUGCGAGAGGGGGUGUCAGAGGCUGCGUGUGUUGGGGUAGAUCCCCCCGUGUAAUGCCACUGCAUGCUGAGAACCCUGAGCACUCCGAACUGUCCCUCCUUCUCGUGAACCGUCCCUCUGGCUCAUCUGUUGCCUUAACGGGCAACGACAGCGAUCCUCCACAGCCACUCUCAUCUACCGACAACCUGUUUUGCAAAAUGGCGCAUGUGUUGCCUCUGCAGGUGUGGCAGCGUCGAGUGCUGUCCAAUCUGGGCGUCCGUGAUGCCAUCCGAGUCAGAUCUUCGUCACGCGCCAGCGGCACCUCGGCUGUCAACUGCACCCUCAUUCUCGGCCGCAUCGACACAUUGCUGAUUCGCUAUGGGCUCAGUGGGCUGAUUGACGUCGACAGACAUGGCGGGACGGCUGGGGCGGCUCCGCUGCCCGGCGGCCUCUCGCGCAUCGACUACCUGUGCCGCGUGCUGUAUCUGCUGGAGCGUGGUGGCCGUCUGUGGGCCUGGCUGGGCGGCUUCCUCCGCUUGGCGGCCAUCUAUCGGCUGACGCCCGCUACGCCUCUGGUGAUAUCGGCUGAGUGGGUGCAGCAGCACUGGCCCACCAGGGCCGCCUUGCGCCAGCUGCCGCUCGCACUGGCCAUCUACAAAGCCAUCGGCCAUCUGCUCAGCCACAGAGGCGACAGCCUGGCCCUGACCACAGACGAACAGACGAACGAGAAUGACGAGGUCAGUCACAUCAGAGGGGACAUUCAUGACUGACGUCUGCUGUCGUCAUACCGUUGCCAUGCGUUUCUGUCUGCAGGAUGGUGGGCCUGACGGGAGUGACGAGCAAGAGGAGGAUCUGGCCGAGCCGGUGGACAAUGCUGGCGCUGAGGAGGUCGGUGGCGGCCACAUCAAGACAUGUGUGUGUUCACUGCACCCACACAUGUGCCCCUUACUCAGGACGACGGGCAAGAGGGGCCCAUGGCGUCUGACGAUGGCCAGGUCAGCAACAGACAUACUGAUGUGGUGUGGUGCUUUGAUGGACGGCUCGUGUGUGUGGUGCAUGGUGUGGCGGUUUGCAGGACACCCUGAUUGGCGAUGGCGACGGCGAGGCGGCCGGUGGGGGGCAGUCGAUGGAACCUGACGGCGACGUAGGCAUUGACUGCACUGCCCAAUAGGGAGGGGCACACGGGUACGGUGUCCGCUGAUUGCGUGUUUGUGUGUGCGAGCAGGACCAUAGUGACGAGAGUGACGACCACCACAUCUAUCCCCACAAGGUCGGCACUGUGCGGUUCCGCAUUCUGCCGGCCGACGAGGCCCCGGGCAACCAGCCCUACGACACAGACGACCCGGCCAUCGAGGAGGACGGCUGUCGGAUCCGCUACUCGUCAUUCUCGGCCUUCAUGACGGACAACCUCAUGUGCUACUGGUCCGUGAACAUCGGAGCGGGCGACAAGAUCGUUCUGAAGGCGUCAGUCCCACACGCUGAUGCCCGCUUUCGGUCCCUCAUGGCCACAGAGGCCGUGGGCGACUGCAUCGUGGAGGACAUGCAUGUUGAGGAUGGACAUGGGGGACGCACCGUGGUGCUGUGUGGCCACCGGUCGAAUGAGACCGUCGCUGCGCACCUGCGGCUUACGCGUUUUGGAUACAUACGUAUCCACACGACGGAGGGGCGUGUGGGUGGCGGUGUGUCUGUGGAUGAGUGCUAUCCCAUUACCGUCCGCCAUGCCCGUGAUGUGCUCAGACAAGUGAGACUAGAGAGGGAUGUGGUAGACCAGGGCAUGCGCAUGGAUGGCCAGUAG